Chrysoperla carnea is the source of this 420-nucleotide messenger RNA. Its product is annotated as V-type proton ATPase subunit F-like. The transcript is spliced from 4 exons. Gene Ontology annotation, biological process: monoatomic ion transmembrane transport. Gene Ontology annotation, molecular function: proton-transporting ATPase activity, rotational mechanism. Gene Ontology annotation, cellular component: membrane. Bases 2 to 376 code for a protein of 124 amino acids. The record is from RefSeq and is a predicted model, not a curated record. NCBI's taxonomy places the organism in Eukaryota, Metazoa, Arthropoda, Insecta, Neuroptera, Chrysopidae.
AAUGAUGGAUGAUAUUGAUAGUGAAUUUAAAGAAUUAUGGAAAGCAAAUAAAUUGAUAGGUGUUAUUGCUGAGGAGGAUAUUUGUGUUGGUUUUAUUUUGGCUGGUAUUGCUGAACAAAUGACCAAGCACUUUGUUAAUUUCUAUUGUGCAGAUAAAGACACUACAGCAGAACAGCUAGAAAAAGCGCUCAUGGAUAUGGAAAAUCAUACUCGGAUUGUGAUCAUUUUAGUAAAUAUGUCUACGCAUGAAAAAAUUAAGCACGCAAUAGAAGUGUGUACAACAUGCAUUGUCACAAUACCUGAUAAAGGCACAUUUUAUAAUCCUGAAGAUGAUGAAAUUAUAUAUCGAGCAAAAAUGGCCAUAGGCACUAAUUAAUUGGAUUGAAUUUAUCAAAUAUGUGUACAAAUAUACAAGAUGUC